Zootermopsis nevadensis is the source of this 1319-nucleotide messenger RNA. RefSeq names its product peroxisomal biogenesis factor 12 (gene Pex12). NCBI's taxonomy places the organism in Eukaryota, Metazoa, Arthropoda, Insecta, Blattodea, Termopsidae. Gene Ontology annotation, biological process: protein monoubiquitination; protein import into peroxisome matrix. Gene Ontology annotation, cellular component: peroxisomal importomer complex; peroxisomal membrane. The record is from RefSeq and is a predicted model, not a curated record. Gene Ontology annotation, molecular function: protein binding; zinc ion binding; ubiquitin-protein transferase activity.
CGAAACUUUAGUUGUAGUAAUCUCAUCUGUGGUGUAUAAAUGCUAAGUUGGUAAUUCGUGUUUACAAACAUGGCAACUUAGUGAGUGACAGGUACUGAAUAUUUUCGUGCCAUCAUUUAACUGCGUGUUUAAAGGUUGCAAUGGCUGAAAGAGCGGCACACCUAACAGCUACUUCGCAUACAAAACCUUCGAUAUUCGAAGUUGUUGCCCAGGAUUCACUGACAGUAACAUUUCAUCCGGCCUUAAAGCGUGUUGCUAUGUUCUUGGCAUCAUGUAACCCUGAGAAAUAUGGGUGGCUUAUCGGUUGGUUUGAGGAAGUCUACUUUGCAUUUAACACCAUACUUCAGUACUGUUAUUUAAAGUGUCAUGGUGCCUCAUUUGCAGAGGCAUUCUAUGGCUUACAACGCGUGCCAUUACGUGGCAUCUCGCUGCACUGCCCUCGGCUGCCACCCCACGAGGAGGCCGUCUCUUUGCUGUGUCUGUGUGUAGUUCCAUACCUUCGAACCAAGCUGGAGGACAAAGUGACACAGUACCAACUACAGGGGACAUCUGAGGGCUGGGUGCGACUCCAUUCAGUUCUGCAUUCGGUGUGGGAGGGUUGUGUGCUGGGGAACUACCUCUGCUACAUGAAUGGGAGCACUGCAAGCCAUUCACCACUCCUCCACCUGGCUGGUGUCACACUGCAGUACACACCUGAACAGACACAUGAGUCCAAGUUCCCGCUUCUGUCGGCAAAAUUCGUGGGCUACCUGCUGAUGCACACAUUGGAGUUUGGAGCGUUUUUCCUUCAGUUCCUGCAGUGGUGGCAUUCAGAGGACAAGCUGCGCACCAGUCUCACUGCCCUACCUGUCCCUCCCCCUUGUAAGGUGUCAGCCGAGGCAAGGCAAUAUGGCAGAGUGUGUCCAAUAUGUCUCCAAAACUGGAAGAUUGAAACUGUACUGUCUGUAUCUGGGUUUGUGUUCUGCUACCGCUGCAUUGUGCAGUACAUCCGGGACAACCAUUGCUGUCCAGUGACCAAAUAUCCUGCAGAUGUAGGAGACCUAAUCCGAAUCUACUCCAGCCACUCCUGACACUUGGGGUGGACAGUAGUGUAAUCUAUCACAGUGUACUUUAUAAAGCGCAAGGGAACUUAUGGGACUGUUCUUACUUCUUGGAUUGUCUUUCAUUGAUUCUGGAGAAGACUUAUUUAAAAUUAUACAGUGAAGGAAUGUAAAUAAUAAGAAAGUAUUAACAUCAAUUGCUUGUUCUGACCCUUGGUCAAGAAGCAUCAGAAUGUAACAGUGUCAAAAUCAGAGUAAUAUGAACCAUAUUUCAGUUUC